Molecule: messenger RNA, 2231 nt
Organism: Hipposideros armiger (great roundleaf bat)
Lineage: Eukaryota; Metazoa; Chordata; Mammalia; Chiroptera; Hipposideridae
Product: DNA helicase MCM9-like
Exons: 8
Coding region: 207-2231 (674 amino acids)
Biological process (GO): double-strand break repair via homologous recombination
Cellular component (GO): MCM complex; nucleus
Molecular function (GO): ATP binding; single-stranded DNA binding; single-stranded DNA helicase activity
Source: RefSeq, a predicted model, not a curated record
GGGAGGCGUGCUCGCGGCUGCAACGGCGGCGGGAGGACGCGAUCUUGGGUGACGCCCGCCCCUUUGGUCUGACGGUAACGGCUGUAAAAGAUUCAGGAGAAUGGAAUUUGGAGGCUGGGGCGCUAGUGCUUGCAGACGCGGGCCUCUGCUGUAUCGAUGAGUUCAAUAGCCUUAAAGAGCAUGACAGAACCAGUAUCCACGAGGCAAUGGAGCAACAGACCAUAAGUGUUGCUAAGGCUGGCCUUGUGUGCAAGUUGAACACAAGGACCACCAUCCUGGCAGCAACUAACCCCAAAGGCCAGUACGACCCCCACGAGUCCGUGUCUGUGAACAUCGCCCUUGGCAGCCCACUCUUAAGUCGAUUUGACCUGAUCCUGGUUUUGCUUGAUACGAAGAAUGAAGAUUGGGAUCGUAUAAUUUCCUCCUUUAUCUUAGAAAACAAAGGUUACCCAAGCGAAUCAGAGAAGCUCUGGAGCAUGGAAAAGAUGAAAACCUACUUCUGCCUCAUUCGGAAUCUGCAGCCCACGCUGUCUGACGUGGGUAACCAGGUUCUUCUCCGGUACUACCAGAUGCAAAGGCAGAGUGAUUCCCGGAACGCUGCCCGGACAACCAUCCGCCUGUUGGAAAGCUUGAUACGAUUAGCAGAAGCUCACGCUCGCCUGAUGUUUCGUGACACUGUGACUCUGGAAGAUGCUAUUACCGUGGUGUCAGUAAUGGAGUCCUCAAUGCAGGGAGGUGCACUGCUGGGAGGUGUGAAUGCGCUCCACACUUCCUUUCCUGAAAACCCGCUGGAGCAGUACCAGAGGCAGUGUGAACUUAUUCUGGAAAAGCUGGAGCUGCACGAUCUCUUGAGUGAAGAGCUGACAAGACUUGAAAGGUUACAGAAUCAGAGUGUGUACCAAUCCCAACCACGGGUAGUGAAGGCAGAGACUACUCCAGGAUCCUCGAGAAAUGAUCCAGGGGAAGAACUCCAGUUCGGAACAUCAACACAGCAGGAAACGAAUUGCAGUGUGCGUACCCCUGCUGUUGGAGGCAGUGUCAAGGGAAGCCCACUUGUCAAUCUGCCACCCCGUCUGGAGCCUAACAGGUCAAAAAGUAGAAAACAUUCAGCUGAGCUCAACGAGAGAAGAGAUCACAGUUUGGAUUGGUUUGACUCCAUAGCAGUUGAUCAGAUUGAACCUAAAAACACUGUUCCUAUGUCUCCUGGUCCCAAAACAACUGGGGCAAAAAUGGCUUUGAAAAUCUCCAGCAACAGAUCUCAGGGUAAGGAAAAGAGUGAGUCAGGCCGAAAGAGCAAAUUGGAAACGGGACAGCUUCCAGCACCAAGAGAGACAGAAGCUCCAUUGAGGCCGCACCGUGUUGAGGGGGAAAAGGAAAGACAAGCAGCAGUAGUUUCUGAAGCAGCUGUCACUGCUGCCGAAGCCGACUCGGUACUGACUCUUCAUGUCCCCAGGAGACUACACAGGUUGCGCUCAGAGAGGGCCCAGGAGCGGUGCAUAAAUCCCGCCCGGGCACCUGCGCAGCCCACAGGCCCUUCCCAUGCUCCGUGCAUGCCUGUGCAUAGGCCAGAAAGAGCACUGGAGACUCCCAAGAGAAAGAGAAAGAAAGCCCUCGCUCAGGCAGAAGAGUCUGAACCUGAAAGUGUUGAGAGUCCAGGUCCUCCUGUGGCCAAACUGGCAAAGUUUACUUUCAAACGAAAGUCAAAACUGAUCCACUCGCCUGAGGACCACAGCCAUGUGUCUCCUGGCACAACUAAAAUGGCAGCUCAGAGUCACAAAAUUUCCCAGCACAGAGCUACAGGAGAAGCAGCGCUGCCUGUAAAGGGUCCGGAAAAGUUGACCUCUGCCUCAGGAAACGGAAACUGCGAUCAGCUGCAGAGGAAGGCAAAGGAGGUGUCACAGCAGCCACCAGAGGAAGACGCAUCAAGAGAGAGGAUGAAACACCACCCUGAAAAGAGAGUUGUUCAGCCCGAAUUUCAGUUUCGGAAUGAGACUGGGCGUUUACGUCUUACUUGUGAAAGAGGCACAGAGGAAGCGCUUUCAUGCAAUAAUCAAAGCAGCAAGGUUCAUGCUUGCACACUAGCCAAAUUGUCCAACUUCUCCUUUACUUCCUCCGAAUCCAAAUCAGAAUUCCCUCCUUCUGAAAGUAAGAACUGUGGUGGCACAGCCCCCUACAUAUAUGGGGAGCCGUCACCCACACUGUCACUCAGCACACAGAGGAAGCUGUGGUAA